UUCCCGGUCCGGUCCCGGUGUUCCAGUAUGGAACCUCAACAUGGCUACGCUACGCGCAGUCGUACAGAAGUGCCAGCUAUUCCUGACAACCCUGAGAACCCGUACAUGGCGUCGACGAAGGACGAGCCAACCGAAGCUGUUCCUACACAUUCCAGCUCCGCAACGGACUCUCAGUCCGGAACUUCCACGUCGCUGGAGCUGCUCGCAAGCAUAGCCCAGCUGAGUUCUAUGACGGCGCAGCAGCUCGGAUCCGCAUCACAUAUUUCAGUGGAGGAACCCCGUUCGACGUUCACCGGGUGCUCGGAUCCGAAGUCUGUACAACACUUUCUCGUGACCUCGAUACUUAAUAGGUCAUCAUGGGGGUUAUCUGACGUAGAUCUAAUCCGGCGGAUUUUCCUCAUCUCUUUAGUCAGGGCCACAGCCAGAUGGUACAGUCCCCAGCCCGGAUUCCUCUCCAAGGAUGACCCAGAAGAUCGUCUGACAAGGACUUAAUGACCGUAUGCACUUAAGGCCGUAAUCGUGAAGGUCGUAAGUGCGCCCGUCUGACAAGGGGUAUAUCUGCGCUCACAGCACAGCAUGGCAUGCAGCUCUACAACUGGGUUCAUUAGGAAGUACGCGUGAAAAUGCAGCGUGGGGUGGAAGUUACGUUUUCACGUUCGUUUCCAAAGGUGGCGGAACUUGCCGAAGCUUGACGGAACGCCGGAAACGGCAGUAUUUGCGGAAGCGCGGCUGUAACGUUCCAAUAUUACUCGGCGUGGCGCGAUCUUGGACAUCAACUCGACGCGCGUCCACGUAAAUGGUGCUGCAUCGCCUUCAUUCCAACUCCGAGUCGACAUUCGAGACGCUUGGUGUUGUAUUAAUGUAAGCGCGGCUCAUCUAUUCCAGUACCUGUAAUCCUAAUUUCUACCCGUUCCAAAUUACCACAACGCGGAUAACGAAAAUAUGGUACGUUUUCUCGCGUAUUCCACGAGCAGCAUACGCGGCGAGGGAAGAAGAAAACUGGGAGAGAGGGAAAUAGAAGAAAAGGAAAGGAUCUGUAAAAGAUCGUAGAGGAUGCGGUGCCAUCUCCGACGUCACGGUCCGAGUGUCUUACGGUGGGACGGUACGCCUUAAAAAAAAACAACAGAAAACAACAACAGCAGCGCUGACAAUGAAAGCUUCCAAAACGAGAGAUAUUGCAGUGGGAAAAUGAGCAAAGGCACAGCUUUCUAGUGUGAACGUAUGACAUGCAUUUGAGCCUUAUGAUAACUUUAUGCGCUUCAUCGUUCUCUUUCUCAUGUGUUCCAGGCUGCAAGCUGUUACUUCGUAGCUGCGACGGUUGUGCGUCAACCUCGCCAACGCCCUAUGCAGCGGAUUUUAUUUGCGUCGGAACAGUCUGCCUUCGAGACGAUGUUGUGUCCACAUUCCUUCUGUUCAUGUCCUUCGCGGACGCGUCACCUUGGCAGGCGUUUCUCCCGAACUGCACAUACUGUACCUCAAGAGCUGUUUUGUUGGGAAAUAAUAACUACACCAGAUAUUUGCGUCAAAGAAGAGCCCGAGGACUCCCAAACAUCCCUGACAAUAAGACAGGCCUCGUCGAGCGCGCAGGCUGUAACCGUUCUCGAAGGUCGUUGCUUUCCACCAGGUGUCCCGUCGAGUGUGAGUAGCGAAUCGAACUCAGGUAGCCACGACCAAGGUGCUAGUGCUACAAGCCCUUUGUGCACGGAGGAGAACAACGGAGGAAACGGCACAGACUCGUCGCCGCAAGAGAGCAACCAUGAAACAGAUUUUCUCGAUGCUUCAAGCGAGCUGUCUUUCAAGUGCAACCUAUGUCCGGGGACGUUCAUCGAAGAAGCCCAUUUGAGGAGCCACCUCGAGGCGCAUGUCAGGAGACCGCUGGUUUGUGAUACCUGCUCUGCAUCAUUUUCUCAGCUUACGGCCUUCGUGUAUCACAUGAGGCAGCACACACAAGCGAGGCAGCGCAAGUGCCCGAUAUGCUCCGGCGAGUUCGACACGCAGUCCUUGCUGGAGAAUCACAUUGCCGUCCACGCCGGCGAGGUGUGCGGCAACGGGCAAGUUAGGGACGCGGGACUCGCUCAGACCACGAAUCGUGUACGACUACAAACGACCAACAAGCCUCACGAGUGCAAGCACUGCACCGCGUCCUUUGCCUUCGCCGCACAGUUGAGUGUCCACAUGUUGGGGCACGCGGGGGAGAAGCCGCACAAGUGCACGAUGUGCCCCGCUGCGUUCUACGGGCACUCGCAACUCACGUGCCAUAUGCGAACGCACACGGGUGAGAAGCCCUUCAAGUGCCAGCUGUGCCCCGCGGAAUUCGUUAUCUCGGCCCACCUUAAGUCUCACAUGCGGACGCACACCGGCGAGAAGCCCUACAAGUGCGAGAUCUGCCCGGCCUCGUACUCGCAGAGCGUGGACCUCAAGAGGCACAUGGCGAAGCACACGGGAGAGAAGCCGUUCAAGUGCGCCUUCUGUCCUGCGGCGUUCGUUCGUUGCUUGCGGCUGGCCGACCACCAGAGGACGCACACGGGCGAGAAGCCGUACAAGUGCGAGACGUGCGACGCCACCUUCUCGUACACCCGCCAGCUCAAGGCCCACAUGGAGACGCACACGGGCCAGAAGCCGCACAGGUGCCGGCUGUGCCCCGCGCAGUUCAGCCAAUCCACCAACCUCAAGCGCCACAUGCAGGUGCACACGGGCGAGAAGCCGCACAAGUGCGAGAUCUGCCUCGCGACUUUCGCCCAGCACUCGCACCUGAAGCGUCACGUACGGAUACAUGGGGAAGAGAGGUCAAGCGUGACGUCCGAAGCGCUCUGCUGAUCGCCGUAGGGAAGCCGUACCAGUGCCGGACGUGCGGUGCUGUGUUCCCGUACGCCCGUCAGCUCAAGGCUGAAACUCACACGGCGCGUAGGAGCCGCACCGCCGCAAGCUGUGUCCAGCGCGGUUCACGCAGACAAUGAAUGUCACGCGCGGGUGCACGAGGACGAGAAGACUUGCAAGUACAAAUUCCGUUCCACGACCUUCAGCAAGCCACCCGCACUUGAAACGUCACGCACGAUGUUCGGAGGAAGAGAAGUCGCGAAAAUGUGCCGUACGCUUUUCUCUCAAGUACUUUGUCAUCAUUCUUCACCAUCAAUAAAAUUACGGGAUUUCUGUUUCGUU
Molecule: messenger RNA, 3159 nt
Organism: Ornithodoros turicata
Lineage: Eukaryota; Metazoa; Arthropoda; Arachnida; Ixodida; Argasidae
Product: zinc finger protein 664-like
Exons: 2
Coding region: 1345-2817 (490 amino acids)
Biological process (GO): regulation of transcription by RNA polymerase II
Molecular function (GO): RNA polymerase II cis-regulatory region sequence-specific DNA binding; DNA-binding transcription factor activity, RNA polymerase II-specific
Source: RefSeq, a predicted model, not a curated record